ACUUCAAUAACUCCAACAUCAACGCAGCAGCCGCUGCUGCCGCCGCUGCCGCCGUGCAAAACCUCAUGGGCGGUGGGCACGGCAAGGGCGGGGACAGGGAUUUGGACGGCAAGCGCGGCGGCCGGGACAAGCGGGGCAGGCGUGGCGACCGGCGGGACCUGGAGCGCGAGCGUGAGCGCGAGAGAGACCUUGAACAGGACGGCGCCAAUCAGUUUGCCAGCCGCUUCCAGAGCAUCGAGGAGGUGCUAGGCCAGGUGAUGGCCGUGGCCAAGGACCAGAAUGGGUGCCGGUUCCUGCAGCGCAAGUUUGACGAGGGGGGCCCUGCGGCCAUCCAGGCGGUGCUGCCAGAGGUCCUGGAGCACCUCAUAGAGCUCAUGAUGGACCCCUUUGGCAACUACCUCAUCCAGAAACUCCUUGAUCGAUGCUCGGAAGACCAGCGCCUUGCGGUUUUGAAAAAGGCUGCGGAGCGCAAGGAGCUAGUUCAGGUUGCGCUGAACACGCACGGCACCCGCGCUGUUCAGAAACUCAUCGAGACCUUGACGAGCCGUGAGCAGGUGGCACUGGUGACGGAUGCGCUGCGUGGGGGAGUGGUGUCGCUCAUCCGCGACCUGAACGGCAACCAUGUGAUCCAGCGCUGCCUGCAGCGCCUGGGCCCCGAGGACAGCCAGUUCGUGUACGACGCGGCGGCCGCGCACACCAUGGACAUCGCCACGCACCGCCACGGCUGCUGCGUGCUGCAGCGCUGCAUCGACUUUGCCACGCCGCCCCAGAAACGCCGCCUCGUCGACCAGAUCACCAGCCACGCCCUGCCCCUCUCCCAGGAUCCAUUUGGGAACUACGUGGUGCAGUACGUGCUGGAGCUGGGGCACUCAGAGGCGACAGAGUCCAUCAUGCGCCAGCUGUGCGGCCACUACCCGGAGCUGGCGCAGCAGAAGUUCAGCAGCAACGUCGUGGAGAAGUGCCUCAAGCUGGGCGGCCAGAGCCUGGCCGAAAUGCGCGAACGCGUCAUCCGCGAGCUCCUCAACUCCCCCCUCAUGCCCCGCCUCCUGCAGGAUCCGUACGCCAACUAUGUGCUGCAGAGCGCUCUGAGCGUGUCGUCCGCGCAGCUGCACAACGACUUGGUGGAUGCGAUGCGCCCCUACCUGCCCUCGCUGCGGGGAACGCCCCACGGCAAGCGCAUCCUCUCCAAGAUCAACGUCAAGAUCUGA
Molecule: messenger RNA, 1208 nt
Organism: Coccomyxa subellipsoidea C-169
Lineage: Eukaryota; Viridiplantae; Chlorophyta; Trebouxiophyceae; Coccomyxaceae
Product: ARM repeat-containing protein
Exons: 7
Coding region: 66-1208 (380 amino acids)
Biological process (GO): post-transcriptional regulation of gene expression
Cellular component (GO): cytoplasm
Molecular function (GO): mRNA binding
Source: RefSeq, a predicted model, not a curated record